UUUUCACCUUUUGUGUAAACAGUGUUUUAGAUCCGCUAUAAAAGUCUAAACAACGUGAAUCUAAUUGAAGAGUGAUUUAAGAUGAACAUACAAAUGUUACUAACAUGUGCUGUUUUUCUCAUAUGCCCAACAACUUUUGCUGUAAAUAAAUUAUCAGAAUGCCCUCCGCCUUUAUCAUGCCUCCUCAUUACAAAAUGCAAACCCCUCAUGGGUGCAAUAAAAACUACACAAAAUUCUCCCGCAAUAAUAAGAUUCCUAAAAGCUCAAAUCUGUAGUCACAACAACAAGCAAGAGCCAAAAGUGUGUUGUCCGGUAGAUAAUCCUGUCAACAAUAAAAGUGAAUCACCGUGCAAACCUUCUUUUCGAUGCGUCAGUUUGUCUGGAUGCGGCCCUUUGAUGUAUUUGGUAAAUUUGGAAAAACCGAUGCCAGCAGGGAUUGCAAAGUUUAUCAAGUCUCAGCAGUGCGGCACAGGUAAAACCUAUCCCAAGGUGUGUUGUAAACUGGAGGUACAAGAGUCGGGUCUUGAAAAAUCCCCACAAAGUGUUACGGAAAAAACUUCAUUACCAACGAAAGUAAAGGCCGAAAUCAUGAAUAAACUUUUUAAUAAUGGAUUUUUUGAUUUUAUAAACUAUGACCUGUUCGUCAGGUAA
Molecule: messenger RNA, 651 nt
Organism: Tribolium madens (black flour beetle)
Lineage: Eukaryota; Metazoa; Arthropoda; Insecta; Coleoptera; Tenebrionidae
Exons: 3
Coding region: 82-651 (189 amino acids)
Source: RefSeq, a predicted model, not a curated record